AUGGGAGAUCCAGCAUGCAGUGGCAAAUCAAGUGCAAUGUUCAUCAGGAUGACACCCUACAUCCUUAUGGUGUGCACGCAAUUUGGAUCGGCAGGAAAUUGCAUACUGAACAUGCUAAGUCUCCACCGCGGAAUGAACCGUUACGUGCUCAUUGUGUAUCGCAACGGUGUCGCUGCACUUGUUUUUGCUCCUUUCGCACUCCUUCUUGAAAGGAAAAUAAGGCCAAAGAUGACGCUCUCGGUCGUCUUACAGAUAAUGGCUCUGGCACUCCUAGAGCCAAUCCUUGACCAAGGGUUCGGUUACUUGGGAUUGAAAUACACAUCAGCGACUUUUGCAGCUGCCUUUGUCAAUGUUGUUCCCUCUGCUACCUUUGUGAUCGCUAUGAUUUGUGGGUUAGAGCGAGUGAGAAUUAAGGAGAUACGCAGUGAAGCUAAGAUUAUCGGGACCCUAGUAACUUUUGGAGGAGCUUUGCUUAUGACAAUGUACCAAGUUGAAAACGAUAAAGAAGUACCCGGCAGAACUGAGCCUAACCUGCCUGAUAUGCUUGGCGGGCAGCAUUCAAAGUUUGGUCAUAGCACUCAUUGUAGCACACCACCCUGGUUCAUGGGCCGUUGGUUGGGACAUCAGGCUCUUCACUCCCCUUUACACUCCGAGAAACUUCAUCUUGGAAGUAUUAUUGGAGGCAUCGUAAUCGUAAUCGGCUUAUAUUUUGUUGUUUGGGGUAAAAGCAAGGAUUACUCUACCCCAGAAGUAUCCACCACUGAUGAAAAGGAUGAUCAUCCUCAAGAACUGCCGGUGACAACAAUCAAUGUUGCUACUACUAAUUAA
Molecule: messenger RNA, 828 nt
Organism: Dovyalis caffra
Lineage: Eukaryota; Viridiplantae; Streptophyta; Magnoliopsida; Malpighiales; Salicaceae
Source: the annotation of a GenBank genome assembly